UAGCACUAAAACUAAAUAGCACUAAACACAUCUAUUUCUUUCAUUUUCAAUUAUUUUAUUGGUGCUAUUUUGUACUUAUUAUUUUGCACUCUAGCAUGCUGUGGCAUUACAGCAGGCUGGAACUUCCUCUUCAUUCAACGACAUAGUGAAAAGUUGAAAGUUUCACUUAAUGUGUGAAAGAAUUACAUGAGACGGCCUAAAAUAUAUAAUAAAUCUUGAAAACAUAUAAAUAAUACAGUAUGUUAAAGAAUAACAUAGCAGCUUAAUAGUUAUAAGAAGAUCAACCUAAAUAAUCUGGAUGCUUUUAUUUAUCCUGACCUCUUUUUCUCAACAUCAUAAACUCUUUUUUUAUGUACGCUACGACCCGAACCCCAUUUAAGGACAACACCCAUUUAUCGAUUAAAGUAAGCCUAUGGGUUACCUGUGGUGGGGCACUGGGAACCAGUGGUAAAUAUUGGCAAAGAUGGCAGAGGAAAUGAAAGUUUGCAAAAGUAAUGCUGAAAUAUCGUGAAAAAAUCCCUCCAAAAUGGCCAGCAAUAUCCCCAAAAGAGCCGUUAUUUACAAACAUGGUAUUCUCUCUGAAGGCAAGCUUGUUAGUGUUCCCAAAACGAUGCAAGAACUAGAACGACUUGUCAAAGAGAAACUCCAGCUGAGCUGUGUAGAAGGGAUAUAUACAUCUAAAGGAGGCCGUAUUGAUAAUAUAGAACUAAUAAGGGAUGAUGAGGUCUUAUAUAUAGCAUCUGAAAAACCAGCAUCAAACAACAUUGACUUUGUUCCUUCUCUUCUCCAUCAACAAAUGAGCAAAGCAGACGACUUGAUACCAAAAUCAUAUAGUGAUUGGGUGACGCUCAAUGUAGGAGGACAAUUAUUUACUACAACAAGAGCUACUUUGUUAUCAAAAUCUAACAGCAUGCUUGCCAAGAUGUUUUCUGUCACAGACUCUUGGUGCAGCAUCAGAGAUCCAAGUGGAGCAUAUUUGAUUGACAGGAGCCCAGUGUACUUUGAACCUAUUUUGAAUUACCUAAGACAUGGCCGUGUGAUUCUUGAUGAAGGAGUCAACCCCAGAGGUGUUCUUGAAGAAGCUAAGUUUUUUGGCCUUACAAGUAUGAUGGAGGAGCUUGAAGAAACUGUCAAGAAAAUAGAAAAACUUCAAGAUGAAUCACUAAGUAGAAAUGAAUUUGUGCGAAUUUUGCUGUCAACACCUUCAACAAGAGAAUUGAGAUGCCAAGGUAUCAAUUUAGAAGGUGCGGAUCUCUCCAACUUGGACUUGCGGCACAUCAACUUUAAGCUGGCUAAUCUAAGUCACUCAGACUUAGCUGGAGCAAACCUGUCACACUGUUCAUUAGAAAAUGCUAACCUCUCCUAUGCACAUUUGGAUGGAGCCAUCUUGGGGAAUACGAGAUUUCAGAGAGCCAAUUUAGAAGGAGCUUCCUUGCGAGGAUGUAACUUCGAAGAUCCUACAGGAGUACAGGCUCAUCUUGAAGGUGUGAAUCUCAAGGCUUCUGAUUUAGAAGGGAGUCAAAUGACAAACGUUAUUCUACGAGUUGCAACUCUUAAAGGAGCCAAUCUCCAGAACUGUAACCUAAGGGGUGCAAUACUAGCUGGUGCAGACCUGGAGAACUGCAAUCUGAGUGGCUGUGACCUCCAAGAUGCUAAUCUUCGAGGAGCAAAUGUCGUAGGUGCCAAAUUUGCUGAGAUUUUGGGUCCCCUGCACAUGUCCCAGUCUGUAGGUGCCUAUUUAGGUAGAACCACUACCAGCUCUCCUGAUUAGGCACCUAUUGGAAGGUUUAAAGUUUGUAAUGAAAAUUCAACAUUAAGGUACCAAAUGCUAAAGGUGAUUAAAUCAAAGCCCUCUUAAUGUCCCACUGUGUUGGUAUAUGUGUAAACUAUACCAGCCUACUAUACAAGGUUUAAACUUUGAACCUUGAGGGGCAUAAAUUCUUUAGGCAAAAGAAUUUAGUACCUAUUAGAUGUUUCUAUCUAUUGGUGCCUGUCUAAAUAUAAUACCAAUAUGUCUCAAAUACAAGGUUUCAAUUUGAAACCCUGAGGGAGCAUAAUUCAGAACGUGUUCAAUUUAAUGACACCUACAUGUCCCAGUCUGUUGGGGCAUGUAAAGAUAGGACAAUAUCAGCUCCUUGCAGCGGAACCCUAUCAUGUAUAGUGAUAGCUUGAUCUUGGUACCAAAAUGCUGUAGGGAAUAAAUCCAGUACAUUGUAAACAAUGUGUUAAUAAUAUACCAUUAUUUUUUUACUCAGAAUAAAUUUUAAAAACUUUUACUAUA
Molecule: messenger RNA, 2281 nt
Organism: Actinia tenebrosa (Australian red waratah sea anemone)
Lineage: Eukaryota; Metazoa; Cnidaria; Anthozoa; Actiniaria; Actiniidae
Product: BTB/POZ domain-containing protein KCTD9
Biological process (GO): protein homooligomerization
Molecular function (GO): protein binding
Source: RefSeq, a predicted model, not a curated record